Messenger RNA from Chenopodium quinoa (quinoa), 2834 nucleotides. RefSeq names its product alkaline/neutral invertase A, mitochondrial-like. The transcript has 6 exons. Lineage: Eukaryota; Viridiplantae; Streptophyta; Magnoliopsida; Caryophyllales; Amaranthaceae. Bases 398 to 2437 code for a protein of 679 amino acids. Gene Ontology annotation, cellular component: mitochondrion. Gene Ontology annotation, biological process: sucrose catabolic process. The record is from RefSeq and is a predicted model, not a curated record. Gene Ontology annotation, molecular function: endo-alpha-N-acetylgalactosaminidase activity; sucrose alpha-glucosidase activity.
CAUUUGAUAUUUCAAACAAUAGUCCAAUGUUCUUCCCCCCCCACCAACACGCUUUUAUUUAAACAAACAAUUUAAAGUUGCAUUUAUAGCAAGCUAACUUCAUUCUUCAUUUUCAUUACUCAACAACAAUUCCAAUUUCAAAUCACAACCAUUUCCAAUUCUCUCCAUUUUCCAGGUUCUAUCAUUAAUUUAAUCAAUCAUACUUUCAAUUUCAUUAUUCCCAAUCUUUUCUCUAGUUUUGAUUACUUUGUAAAUAUAUAUAAUUAGGGCUUAUUAAUCUGUUUCUGUUGAUUCAUAUUUUCAAUUUUAACAGAUUUGUAUACUAUACUUGAUUACUUGUUAUUGCAUUUAGAUCAGAUUGUUUCUGAUUGUUGAGUUUGAGUUUGAAUUUGUUGGAAUGAAUAGUGGUGGUUUGAUUGGGGUUUCUACUAGAGCUCUGAUUAGUCGUAAGAGUAAGAAUCCGAUUAAUUUAGGGUUUUCAAGGAAUGUUAUAGUGAUUGAUGAUAUGUCGAGUUUACGAGGUUAUAGGCCUAAUUAUAAGAUUAGGAAGUAUAGAUAUGAUCAUUUUACAUUGAAUGUUGUAGGUAGUAAAUGUAAGAAUGGCUCGAAUCGGAUGGCUUUUUAUGAUUCCGGUUCUAGUUGGAGUCAUGCUAGGACUUUAUCACGUUGUCGUCGUGGCAAUGAUAGGAAUAGGGGUGUUGCCAUGGUGGUGAAUGUAGCGUCGGAUUGUAGGAACAAUUCGACUUCAUCAUCAUCAUCGGUGUCUGAAGCUCGUGUUAAUGAGAAGAGCUUUGAGAUGUAUUACAUUCAAGGUGGAUUGAAUGUGAAUGUAGAUGUGAAUCCUUUCGUGAUAGAGAGGAUAGAAGAUGAUCUAGGUGUAGAAGAAAAGGAGGAUAGUGUAGGUGUAAAUACUAAUGACAUAGAGGAGUUGAACGAGGUUGGAGCUUCCACUCGUAAGGCUAAGUUGUCGGAAAUUGAGGAGGAGGCUUGGGAGCUUUUGAGGAGCUCUAUUGUGAAUUAUUGUGGAAGUCCUGUGGGGACAGUGGCAGCAAAUGAUCCGAAUGAAAAGGAGCAGCUUAACUAUGAUCAGGUUUUUAUUCGGGAUUUUGUUCCUUCUGCACUUGCCUUUUUACUCAAUGGGGAAGGAGACAUUGUGAAGAAUUUUCUGCUUCAUACAUUGCAAUUGCAGAGUUGGGAGAAAACUGUUGAUUGCUAUUCUCCUGGACAAGGGUUGAUGCCAGCAAGUUUUAAAGUUCAAACCGUGGCUCUUGAUGGAAAAGAAGGAGCCUUUGAAGAAGUUUUGGACCCAGAUUUUGGUGAAGCAGCCAUUGGACGUGUGGCCCCUGUUGAUUCUGGUUUGUGGUGGAUUAUCUUGUUAAGAGCUUAUGGAAAGAUUACUGGUGAUAAUUCACUACAAGAAAGGGUGGAUGUUCAGACAGGAAUUCGAUUGAUUGUUAACCUCUGCUUAACUAAUGGAUUUGAUAUGUUCCCUACACUUUUAGUCACUGAUGGUUCCUGCAUGAUUGAUAGGCGCAUGGGUAUACAUGGUCAUCCCCUUGAGAUUCAAGCCUUAUUCUACUCAGCUUUACGUUGCUCACGUGAGAUGCUAAUUGUCAGUGAUGGUACCAAAAGUCUUAUGGCAGCAAUCAACAAUAGAUUAAGUGCACUGUCUUUUCAUAUUAGGGAAUAUUAUUGGGUUGACAUGAAGAAGCUCAAUGAAAUAUAUCGUUACAAAACAGAGGAAUAUUCUACUGAUGCCAUCAACAAGUUUAAUAUCUAUCCAGAACAGAUACCUUCAUGGCUGGCAGACUGGAUCGCUGAGGAAGGUGGUUAUUUCAUUGGUAAUCUGCAACCCGCUCACAUGGAUUUUCGGUUUUUCACACUUGGGAAUCUUUGGUCUAUAAUUUCAUCUUUGGGUACUACCCAGCAAAAUGAGAAUAUACUUACCUUGAUCGAAUCAAAAUGGGGUGACCUUAUAGCAGAUAUGCCUCUUAAAAUAUGUUAUCCUGCUGUGGAGUCCGAGGAAUGGCGUAUCAUCACUGGCUGUGAUCCAAAGAACACUCCAUGGUCAUAUCAUAAUGGUGGAUCUUGGCCAACACUAUUGUGGCAGUUCACACUAGCUUGCAUAAAGAUGAGGAGGCCAGAGCUAGCUGAAAAAGCUAUUACUUUGGCUGAGAAAAGGCUUUCAGUGGACAAAUGGCCAGAGUAUUAUGAUACUAAAAAGGGACGGUUUAUUGGUAAACAAGCACGCCUUCAUCAAACUUGGACAAUUGCUGGGUACCUAACAUCAAAAAUGCUCCUAGAAAACCCUAAUGCUGCUUCGGCCUUGACUUGUGAUGAGGAUUAUGAGCUUCUUGAAAUUUGUGUUUGUGCACUCAAUAAAGGAGGCCGAAAGAAGUGUUCUCGUGGUGUCACUAGACAUCAGCAUACCGCGUAGUUCUUGAUAUUGGUUGCCGAAUCUCUGUUUCCGAAUACGCAAAUUAUUAAUGCAAGUCGGGAUCUGUUUCUACUGUAAAUCUUGACAAUAUAGCGCUUUGUGGGCCAGAGGAGUUGAGCUUUUAUUACAUCUCCUGAUGGUAUUAGAUUCUUGCUGAAAUUGUUUCUCUAACAUGUAAACUUGUAGUCUUGUAGAUUCUAGGAUUGGAUGAACUAGAUGAGACAUGACAUUAAGUGUUCAACAUGUACCUGAUUGUUACUACGUCCACUUUUCAUGGACAUGGUUACUUUACUAAUUUUCUUAAAACCUAUGUUGAUUGAAAAUUUGAAAGUAAAGAAAAUUCAAUAUUUGGUCUUGUAUCUCAAUAUGGAUAUCAUUGAUUACUAUUGCUACCUUA